AUGACGGCUGCCAGCCACGUACUCAUGGACCAAAUCACUUGCCAUCGGAUGGAACAACCGAACCACGUGUACGUUGAUGCCUACUUUUGCAUCUUCGUUCAGGAGGAAGCGGUCAAUACAACACUCCGGGAGAGCGUCCUUUUUGGCCUCUCCACCGUUCUUCUGAUUCAAGGCACAGACACGCUGUUGGAGAACUUGAACAUCAAUUGGGCCCUCAACUCGGAUGGUCUCCCCUUUGCUCUUGGAUUCAAUACAUGCAACAUCAUGCCGGGCCCAUCGACCAACAAUACAAUGAUGCGCAACGUCAAGUCCUUGGCGCAAUUGGGAGGGUAUGGCCUCAACAUUUCUGGAACCGACACCCUGGCAGAGGAUUCCGUCUUUGGCCAUUUCUCUGAUAAUGUCGGGCUUAACAUGGCGCUUGCCGUCUACAUUCACCAUAUCAGCAGGAACACCCUCCUCCAGGGCUCUGACCGGUUUGCUUUAAGGCUUCAAGCCACCGUUGGCCUCGAGACCUUUGGGCAAAACGUCACGGUGCGCAAUGCCACCUUCAACAACAACAUGUACGAGUCAACGACCAUGAUCCGCGUGCGCGGAGGCUCUUGCUGGUUUCUGGAGUGGCCCGAUGAUGGCCGGCCCUACCGCGGCUGGCCCUUUACCAAGGAGGACCCCGAUCCUCUUCACCCAGAGUUUGAGUAUCUUCACGACGUUUACAAUUUGGCACAGCCCGGCUAUCCGUACAAGAAGCUUUCCGUGCCCGUCCUCUUUGAUAAGAAGACUCAGACCAUUGUGAACAAUGAAAGCAGCGAAAUCAUCCGCAUGUUCAACUCACAGUUCAACGAUUUGGCCAAGCGUCCCGAGCUGGACCUGGAGCCGGCCGAUUUGGAAUCGGCCAUGACCGAGAUUGACGAGCUCGUGUAUCCCAACAUCAACGAUAGGAGCAUCGAUGAAGCGCCACCAGAGUUUCCGGCGAUGGACUGGCCUGCCUUUCGGGCGACCACCACCCAGGCUCUCGGCGCGCUCGACCAGGCACUGGCAGCGCCUGAAGCGUUGAACAACCGCUUGAAGCAAUUGGACCCCAACACUGACAACCUAGAAUCAGUGCUGCAAGAGCUGCACGGUGUCACUGCUGGUUUUGAGCUGCAUCCGGUGCUUCUCGAGCUUCAGACCGUGCUGGCAGCGUGCCCCGCUCCACCCACCGCGCUGACCAUGGCACCCGAAACGCUGCCUGCCAACCUCGGUGCAGCCCUGGACAAAGUCGCCAUGCUACACGACGUGGGAGCCAAGCGUCAAGAGCUGCUCACCAGCGCCAACAGCAACCUCCAGCAGCUGGCGAAGGCGCUGAUUACUGCCUUGCGUGCUGUGGCAAGAGUGGGAAUCACUGACACGGACCAUCGCAUGAACACACUAGAGCAGUGUGUGGAAGGCUUGGAUGUGAGUGCACCGCCUCCAGCCGAGGCAUUGCCCGAGGCCUGGGAGGAGCUGUGCCAAGCCCACGAAAAGCUGAGCUUGCCCGAGCAGAACGGCCUGGAGCAGCUGAUAACCUGGAGAGUCGAGCACGACUAUGAGCAUCAAGACUGGUAUCUGGCGUUUGCGCUUCACGAGUCGCAAGCUCUGAUGCAGCAGUUGCAAGACAUGAUCGACUGGCAAGCCACGACGCUGUCCGUGCUGACUUCGUGCGAAGAGUAUGCAAGCGGCAUCACGCAGAGCAGCGCAGAUCAAGUCGUAUCCAUCCACGAAGAAGUGGCCGAGCUGCAGAAGAACAUCCAGACAACCACGGCAUUCUUGCCUUUGGCUUCAGAUGAGAUGCAGGCUGAACUCGAGGCUCGAUUGCAAACUAUGAAGGAGCGUCUGGUCACUUUGCAGCAACAACUAUCGGAUCAAACACAGGUGGACCAGGUGGCGGCACUGGCAGAGCUGCUACACCAACACUUCCCAGCCCUCUUGAUCUUUUUGCACCCUGAACAGAGCGCGCUGGGAGCGCGGCUCCGCACAGUGCUUGGACCCGACCUUCCAGCCAGCCUCAUCUUGGAGGCCAUGACCGAAGUGGAUCGCACAUUGUCGCUCUCCAGCCUGGGUCAGCUUGAGCUCCAUUACAACCAAAACCACAAGGUGUACAAAGCUCGUGCAGCGCUGCCGAAUCUUCCUGAGCAAGAUUUGGCCGUCAAGGAGUAUGCUUUUGCUCGGCAACACAAGCAGGACCAGUGCCGUACAUUCCUGCGCGAACUGCGCGCCAUGCGCCAGCUCGAGCACCCACACAUCAUCCCGGUCCUUGGCGCGCUCGUGGACGUACACAGUGGCCACCCCAGCGCCUACUUGGUGCAGCCGUGGUGUACACAGGGGGAUCUGCAGCAGUGGCUCGGCAAGGCGCGCCACCUGGCCACCUCAACCGUGAUAGCAGGACUCAUGACGCAGCUGCGCUCGGCCCUGGCGUUUAUGCACAGCAAGGGCCUGGUGCAUCGGGAUGUCAAGCUGAGCAACAUCAUGUUGGACGGUGCAGAGGACCAGCCUGUAGUGCGGCUGGGCGAUUUUGACAUUGCCAAGGCCGCCGCUGAAGCCACCAUGCUACCAUGCACGGCCACCGCAUCGUCGGGCACGGCGGGCUAUGUGGCACCGGAGGUGCUAUUUGGAAUGGGUCGUGUGGGUGCACGACCGGCACAGGAUGCCUUUUCCUUUGGCUGUGUAGUCUACAACACCUACAUGUAUCCACAAACGGUGCCGCCUGCUCGUUUACCCACGGAUCAGCUUGUUGACAAAUGCACAUGGGAUGCAGGAGCAGGAAAUGCAAAUUUCGGUUUUCCGCACUUGGCGGCUGAGAUGUGCGAUUCGUCGAGCGAUUUGUACAAGAAAACGCGAGCCUUGCUGGCAGCAGAUCCAAAGCAACGGCCAAGCCUUUUCAGCGCCGGCCAAAUCGCAGAACGACCUGUCACGACCCAAGUUGUUGGGCCAGCCAUUGAUGUCUUGCGCGAUGCGCCCGAGCUCAUUUCAGAGGUGGGUGAGCUACUGCAGCAGCUGAACACCGAUGGGCGGGGACCAGCGAAUAUCACAGUGCAACGAGUGGAGCGCGUGCACAACCCCGUGCUGUGGGAGCGCUACAGCGCCAAGCGACGAGAGAUGUUGCAUCGUAUCAAAAGUCAAGUGCACUAUGAUCAGCUCCAAACGGCCACAUUAGAUGCACCCUCGGGCUCUCCAGCUCUGCUUCGCGAUGCAUCCUGUCAAGAGCGUCUGUUGCUCCACGGCAUCGCCCCUGACACAAUGUUGCGCGACAAGAUUGUGCGCCUGGGCCUUGACUAUCGCUUUGCGGGUAACAACGUCGGCCACCGAUUCGGUCUCGGUGUUUACUUGGCGGACCAUCCCGGCAAGAGUCACCGGUACACCAAUACUGGACCCAACGGCGAACGGAUGCUCGUCAUCACGCGAGCCCUGCUGGGUCAUGCCUUUGUCCAUCCAUCACCUCCUUCUGGGGCGCUGGCGCCACCGCUCCUGCCCGCUGCGCCCAACAACGAGCGGUAUGACUCGGUCGUCGCGACACCCUCUGGGGAAUUCCACGAGGUGGUGGUGUUUAAGAAUGCCCAAAUCUGGCUGUCCCUGAAUGAACGGCAUACCUUUCCAUACAUGGAUCGGGAGAUCAGUAUGCUAAUCUUCAUGUUUUUGCUGCUGGGCAAGCCUCUGGAGCACAGGCUGAGCAGCUGGCUGGAGAAGCGGGGCAGGCUGGCCACGUCCGACGACUAUGCUGCAUUUCGUCGAAAAACGACCACGUACCUGUAUCGGCCAACGCUUGGGAUGUGCGACGCGACGAGCGGUUUGUACAAGGAAACAUGGGCCUGCUUGCAACAAAUCUCAAGCAGCGCCCAACUCUCUUCAGCGCCGGGCAGAGUGUGCAACGCCCACGUUGUUGGGCCAGCCAUUGACGUUUUGUGCGACACGCCCGAGCUCGUGUCAGAGGUGGCUGAACUACUGCAGCAGCUGAUUGCUGACGGGCUAGGACCAGGUAACGCUGCAGGGCAGCGGGUGGCGCGUGUGCAGAACCCCGUGCGGUGGGAGCGCCACAACACCAAGCGACGGGAGAUCCUGCACCGCCUCACAAUCCAGCUUUGCUUCGUGAUACACCCUGUCAAGAGCGCUGGCUGCUUCACGCCCGAGCAAUCGCUGCGCGAUAAGAUUGUGGCCAUCUACGACCAUUCACACAUCUAUUCCGAGCUGGUGGUGUCCUAUACACGAUCGAAUGAUGCCAAACUCGAGGCAGUGUGA
Molecule: messenger RNA, 4248 nt
Organism: Monosiga brevicollis MX1
Lineage: Eukaryota; Choanoflagellata; Craspedida; Salpingoecidae
Exons: 15
Coding region: 1-4248 (1415 amino acids)
Biological process (GO): protein phosphorylation
Molecular function (GO): protein kinase activity; NAD+ poly-ADP-ribosyltransferase activity; ATP binding
Source: RefSeq, a predicted model, not a curated record